This is a messenger RNA of Stegodyphus dumicola, 6900 nucleotides long. Its product is annotated as growth arrest-specific protein 2-like. Lineage: Eukaryota; Metazoa; Arthropoda; Arachnida; Araneae; Eresidae. Gene Ontology annotation, cellular component: actin filament. Gene Ontology annotation, molecular function: microtubule binding; actin filament binding; cytoskeletal adaptor activity. Gene Ontology annotation, biological process: actin crosslink formation. The record is from RefSeq and is a predicted model, not a curated record.
CGUGCUCUCUUUUGCAUAAUCACCUCCGUUCUCCACCAUACUGUUCUUCCUUGUUUGUAUGGCACCCCCACGUCCAAAUACGACACUUUUUCCUCGUUUUCACGGUCACGUAGGUAACACCUUGGGAUGGCAAAGAGAGAAAUUCUUCACCCAAUUCGAGUCACGUAAAACGUCCAUCGAAAAGAGCACCCAAUGUUUGCAAAUCAAUACGGUGCCAGUACUUUGGGAAUAUUGUGCCAAAUUUCGUUCAAAGAUAAAAACUGACGCUAUUUUAAACUACUAACUUGUCAUUUUGAAAAGAUUAUCAUUCUGUCUUAUGGCAAGAAAGCUAACCACGACUUUUCAACUGCAUUAAACAACAUUAGAGAAUUUGACUUGAUGGCUGCAAGUUAAGACGGUGAUUUUGAAGUUUGAGAACAAAGUGUUUCAACAUUCACUCUCCUAUUGUUACGGCCCAGGAUGAAGCUUUAAGCAGGAGCUAAGUAAUCUACUUUUUGUCCAUUUGACUCAGCGGAGUAAAAAAGUUACUUGUUAUUUUCAACUGCGCUGUAAGUAUUGUUGCCAUACUGAGGUGUAGAAAAAACGUUUUUUAUUGUUUUCAAUUGAGACUAAAAGCGCUUUCGUACUAAUGAACUCUUAUUUUAAAAAAAAAUACAAUCUAAAGCUUGGAAAAUUCAUUGACAAAGAAUGUUUUUUUAAAAGGAGACAGCAGUUGUUGGGUACAGGCUUUCAUCAACAAACAGCUCCAAUUUAGAAAACUGAAAGAAACAUAUUUGCUCAAGGGAAGCCUUAAAAAUCUAAAGAAGCGUUUUCUCGUUGGAAAAUUAGAUCAGGUGUUUGAUCUGCAGCUCCUAGUUUUAGAGUGCAAAAAAAGAUUUAAAUUCUCCAUCCAAAUUUUAAAUUAGUGUUGUUAGAGUAUUCACACAUUGCUCCCCUUCUAACACGUGUUCAACAGUUUGAGCAGCUACUUUAACCGUAUGAAUAGUAACCUUUAUAUUCGCUCGAAAGGCACAAGAAAACCAGAAAACGAGUAUUGUCUUGGAGUAAUAUUAAAAUUGGACGUCUUUUGUUAACUUCAAGCUAUAAAUCUAAAAUAUAGAAAAGGUCAUAAAACAUCUUAGAAGAAACAGAGAAGGAACUCGGUAUAUGCUAUACAAUCAUGAGACAUCAUCACUAUAAACAUAGACUCUUGAAAGCUGAAAUAGCUCGAAUUUGUACGUGGAUUAAAGAAGUUUUAGAUGUGGAAGAUAUAACUGCCGAGAAUUUCAUGGACAAGCUGGAUAAUGGAGUAAUCAUCUGUAAACUAGCUCGACUUAUCCAACAGAAAGCUGAAGAAUGCAAAAGGAGAGGUCUUAUUACAGAAAGCAUUCCAUCAGUUCGCUUCAAGUGCUGGGAGAACGCAAAGUCUGAGUCUUUCUACGCAAGGGACAAUACAGAAAAUUUUAUACGAUGGUGUCGUAAAUUUGGAGUGCAUGAAGCUGUUUUGUUUGAAUCGGAUGGCUUGGUUCUGCACACUCAACCACGAACAGUGGUAUUGUGUCUUCUGGAGCUGGGCCGAAUUGCAUCCAAGUAUGACAUCGAACCCCCAGGCCUUGUACAGCUAGAAAAAGAGAUUGAUGAACAGGAAGAAGAUCGAUCUUCAGAUGGCCUCAGCUCAUUAUCGACCGGUUCAUCUCCUACUCUAGUGCGAAGCCGUACAGAAUCGGUUCUUUCACUGACUUCGUCCAACCGGUCUGGCAGCCUGCUUAGUCCAACUAGUCCAGACAGUGGAAUUGCGUAUUACCACAACAAUCGACCUAGAAAUCGAUUGUCUUACACCCCACCUUCUACAACAGCUCCUCCAAAGAAGCAGCAUAAACCAUCUGAACUUGACAAAAAGGUUAUGAAGAUUGCAAACAAUGUCUGUAAAGAUCAAACACAAAUAACAAGGAUUUCCGAAGGGAAAUACUGUAUUGGUGGGAAGAAUGUGUUUGUGCGUUUGCUCAAGGGCCGACAUGUGAUGGUUCGUGUAGGAGGUGGUUGGGAUACCCUGGAACAUUUCUUGUCCCGGCACGAACCAUGCCAAGUGAUUGUCGUCAACCGAAAAGCGUCGUCUCUUUCUGAUGAGUAUAUCUCUCUUGCCUGUAAUGGUUCCCCAGACUCAUUCCUGCACAUCAGGGCCAAGUAUAAGAGUCCUUUACCUACACCAACUACACCUGAAUUCAAACUCAUUUAAAACGUCUAGUACAUGGAAGAAUCUGUCAGUACAAACUUGAGUUGCUGUUUACUUUAUGUCUUUUAAACAUUCCUGCUACAUUUAGGUUUUAACUUAAUAACCUUAAAUUGCAGAGGUUUUUAUGUUAUUCACCGAAAAAGCCACAUUUAUUUAACAUUAGUAACAGCUUCUGAUUCAGGAAUUUAUUACCUUGUUUUAUGUAAUACUUUGCUUUAUUUUUAUAACUUGUAAAAAUAAUUUCCAGAUUAGUCAAAAAAAAAAAAAAAAAAAGGGCAAAACAUUUUACAGACCAAGGUAAUAAAUAAAAUAUAGUGACAGAAUCAGACAUGGCAUUAAAUCAACUUCAGAAUCAGAUUAAAAUAGAUUAUUUUCAAAGGCUCAUUUUAGCAUUUUUCGUGAAAUACCUUGUUUAUGUCAUUAAUCCCCUUGAAUGAAACAUUCAUUACUUCUGAUAAACUGAUUUUUAAUUCUAUUAUCAACUCAGAAAAACUUCCUUUGAUAUUAAAAUAUAUUUUAAUAAUGAGAUGAUUUCCCAUGAUCUUUUAUUGUACAAAUUAUUUAAUGAUAUAAGCAAGCUGGUUGCAGAAAUAUUUCAAUUUUUUAAAAUCAUUUCAACAUUUCUGAGCAUCAGGAGUAGCGAUUUUCAACCUUUUCAAACUCAUCGCACAUUGAAUAAGGUGCUAAAAUUGUAAAGGCACACACCAUCAGACUUUAAGACAGUACUUUUGUCAAUUAAAAGAAUAUAUUGGAAGUAACUGUAAAAUCUCAACCUUUGUAUUACACUUCUAAUCAAUUUAAGAAAUUUAUUUAAUAGAACCUAUGAUAGCUGCAUUCUAAUUAUUUAAAUGAGAUAACUAAUAAAAAGACUUUAGCAAAAAUUAUUAUAUUAAUGUUCUAUUCCUCCUUAAUCAAAUUAAAAAAUCUUAUUUGAAUAAAAUAAAUGUUCUGAUUUAAAAAAUAUGGCUAUAUUAACAUAUUAUAUCUAAAAUAUAAGGAAACAGUUCAGUGAGGAGCAUACAGAAAUUAAAUUUUUUCUCAAUUUAGAAUAAAUAUAAAGAAAGAAUUUUUUGAACUGAGGCUUUUAUAAAAAUAAAUUUUAAAAAAAGGUCUUUUUAAAAUUUACUUUUUCCACUGUUUAUACGAUUUCAAUUUUGCAUCUCUUCUUAUUUUGAACCUACUAAACUUCUGUGGUAAACCAGGCAAACAUUGUCAAGCCACCACACUAUAUGAAAAUCAUUGCUCUUUAAUGUCAGAAAUAAUUUUUUUGAUAAUUAUACAUUUAUUUUUUACAUAAAAUAUUCGAAUUUUCUUUUCCAGUGUGAUGAACCAUGUUCGGCUCAAAGCAAACCAGUUCAUUAAUGUACCCAACUGAUUUUAAACUAAUCUUUUUCUGUAAAAGUAGUGGGGAGGGGGGGGAAUGUUUCAAAGGAACUUUAUGUUUAAAGCUUAAAACUAGUUAAAAACUAAUUUUAAAUCAAUGAACUACACUACUAUGAACUUUAACUAUAUAAACACACAGAGUUGUAGACUGUUAAGUUUCAAUCAUAACUCACUUCAUUCUGUUGCAUUUCAUUUAUCCCUCUACUAGGACUGAAUUCAUAUAUGACUUAAUCAUACUACAUUUUAAAGCUGGGAAUUUCAUUGUAUAAAAGUAGUUACACUAACAGAAAAUUGUCACUCUUUUAUUAUGUUCAUAAAACUCUUAUUUAUGCAACCUCAUUGAAAAUUCUGUACUGCCAAUUUUGGUUUCCAUAUCUGAAAAUCCCGUAUUUCCUCCCAGGCUUAGUCAGUAAAAAAUGUUAACAUAAUAUAUUAAAUAACACAAUACUGCUAUGCAUUUGCAUUAUCGAUUUCUAGUUGAUCUGUGAAUGAGUCUCAGUUACCAUAAAUAUUUCAUUUACUUAAUCAAAAUUAACUAUUCUGGAGACAUUGGGUGUAAGCAACAGAAUAUAUAAAACACACUGUAACAGGACAAGCCAAACUGACUCUUUUCCCUUCAAAAUAAUCUGUUUCUACUACAACACUUUUCUGAUACUAACUAAACUUCAAUCAUACUUUCAUUGGCAAGAUACUGUUCACACUCAAAUCAACAAUAUUAGUGCUGAAAUAAAAAAGCAAUUGAUUUCUAGUUAUUUAUAUAUCACCCAAAUAAUUAUUUUGAGCCAGUUUCUGUUUAUGAUCACAAUUAACUUAAUUCCUAUUUAUAUAAAUAGUAAUUUUUUCCUCUUAUUUUAUUUACUUAUAUUUUACUGGAAAUAUGUUAAAAAUGAACAACAUUAAAUUGAUCACUUUGUUUCAUUAUGCAAAGUUAACUAAUAAAAUAAUUACUUCUAAUCACAGUAACUGAACAAAAGCUUGAACAAUCGAAUAAACCAUGCAUAAUUCUUUCUCAAAUUUUUUAUAUUUAAAUAAUGAUAUUAAAAUCUGAAAUCCCAGAUAUUUAUUAGUUUUUACUUAACAUUUACAUUGGUUAUUAAUUAAAAAAUGAAAAGACUUAUUUCUUCUACGAAUGAGUUAGCUCUUUUCUUUAUUUAGUGUAUUAGCAUUUUCCAAUUUAUUCCUUUUAUUCAUAUAUGCAUAAAGGUAAUUUAAAGUUAUAUGCAAUUUGCAAAUUUAAUUGAACUAAAAUAGUUUUUAUAAAGUCGGUUAAUUAUUUAUGGCAAAGCAUGUAGUGAAUAACUGCUUUACAAGGGUGUGUAUUUAAUUAUGGCAAAGCACACUAGGGCUAUCUGCCUAAGGGAGGAAUGCCUUCGUGGAGGACUUUCUAAGGGAAACUGGCUCGUAUAUGCAUUACACAUGGGGAAAACCACGAGAAGGCCCAUGCAGCCAGCCCGUUCGCGGAAUUCAAACCUGGAUCGAACUACCAGUGUUCGGCGACUUUACCGCUCGGCCGCUGGUGGGCCUGCUUUAGAAGGAUAUCUUUGUGAAGGACCUUCUCAGGGAAACUGGUUCACAUUCUUGUUACACAUGAAUAAAAUCAUAAAAAACUACACAGUUAAUUCUAAAAGGAGUGGCAGUACUUCUGUUUAUUUAAAACUUUGUUUUACAAAUGGGCCACACAUUUUACGCUUACUGUAAAAUAUAUAUUUACUUAAAAAAUGGUACCCUGAUAUAAAAGUGGAAUCCUAGAGAUUUUGUCUACAUACUGCUUAAAAAUAAGCAGAUGUAGUAGAACAGAGGGCAAAGUAAUACAUAUGCUUUUGCUCUCUUAAAUAAUAAGAUUAGCAGCUAUUGAACUGGCAACUGUUACUAUUAAACUUUGUAAAGUGCUGGUACUUUAAAAAAAAGUUUUACUACACAAUUAACAAAACUUACAAUCAUUUUGGAUGUUAUAACUAUUUGCUGAAAAAAAUUUCUAAAUUUUGUACACAUUUCUUUAAUAGACACUUUAAUCUCAUUUUAGGUUAGAGUUUCAGAAUAAAUGCUUUUAACAAUGUAAAUAAGUUAAUAAUAAGCAUUAAAUGGCAGCAAAAUACAUAUCUCAUUCAAGAAUUAAGCAAAUCCAUUAUUAAUAUCAUCAACUUAAUGUUCACAGUUUAUUGAAUUGUGAUAGGAAAUAUAUAUAUAUAUAUAUAAUGUUGCAUAUAUAUUUACAAAGAUAGAGUGAUUCUUGUUUCCCCUCUAAAAUCAGCACUUAUUUUUCCAUAAUACUCUGCCAUGAAUCAAAAAAAAAAAAAAAAAAAGGGGGGGGGUUAAUCAACUAAACUUCAUUGUCAUUUUCAAUUUAGAUCAAUUUUUUUCAAAUGUAUAACAUCUUUCCCCAUGACUAUUGAAGAACUGGAAAUUUAAAGCAUAGUUCUCUUCAGUUAACAGGAGAGAAAAGUGUUUAAGUUCAGAACUUUUGAAUACCUAAAUUUCAGUCCUACAGUAUCUUCUUCAUAUAAUCCAUCAUAUGUAUGUUCACGAUUGUUCCUAUCUGCCUUUAUUUUCAAUAGUCUACAGUAUCAUUAAAAAUUGAAACAGAUGAUAAAUUGAGGUUUUGAGAUUAAAUUUCAUUCUCUGAUAAUAUAUUGCUAAUAUCUCAAGAAGAUAGAAUAUAUCACUUUCAGGGCACUUUUCUGAUACUGACAAUUAAGAUAUAAAUUACAAGUCUGUAUGUGCACUGCAGAGAAAUACCCUGAAGCUAUGUGUACUAUUACAUCAUUUUUUUAACUCUCUAUUAAUAAAAAAAAGAUGAAUUAGAAAUUAUAUUUUUUCUUUCUUUUUAUUAUAGUUAAAUGAUUCUGGAACAAAAAAAAAAAAAAAAAAAAAAUGUAUGACAGCUAUGUGAAAUUAGAAAUCAGCAUCAGAAUAUAUUUUUGAAAACUGAACAUGUAAUGUCCAUUGUAAAAUUCUUCUGAUGCAUAACUUGCAUAUGUAAGACAUUAGUGAAGGUAAAAUGCUAGAAUUGACUUCUUGUGUGUCCAAUCUCUUGUGGCUAUAACAUAUUUUCAUCAUAAUUAAUUUUUUUAUGAAAUGACUAGAUGCAUAAGAAAUAUCUAAAUAUGUAAAUUUUAAUAUUGUAACAACUUGUGUAUCUAAUAUGAAAUGUGCUCUUUUACUUAUGUUUUGCUAUUUUCAUUUGUUAUGAAGAGCUUAGUACACAGUGUAAUGUUUGAAAGAUAUUGUUGUUUUAUAUAUAAUAUAGAGUUGAAUUUUAUGUCUUAUUUCUGUGGUGUAAAAUAAUAAAUAUAAAUGCCAGCUUU